GGUGUCACCGCGGGUGCCACCGCCGGGCUGGCUCAGAGCGCUCCGGCAGCCCACGUGGACAGGCAGCGCAGCCUCCCCGCCGCUCCACGCAGCUCCAGAGCGCCAGCUCCCAGCCCAGACACAGCCAGAGUGAGCCAAGCGAGCCCAGCUGAGCACAGCCCAGCCCAGCCCAGCCCAGCCCAGCCAUGGCGCGCCCGCCCGGCCGGCGCGGGGGGAAGGCCCUGAGCACCCAACUGCUGUUCCGCAUCUCCAUCCAGAGGGCCGGGCCCGGCGGCCAGCCCUUGCCCAUCGCCCAGGCCGGGCGCAAAGGCCGGGCAUGGGGACGCCCCAUGCGUGGCAGGAAGAGCGUUCGCUUCUCCAGCAGGGCCCGCCCGCUGCCCGCCUUCUUCCUCUUCAUGGCCCAGCACCGCAAGUCGCUCCAGGCCUCCUACCCCAACUCGACCGUCGUGCAGAUGGCCAAGAGGAUGGGGAGGAUGUGGCACAAGCUCCCGAGAAGAGAACAGGAGAGGUACAUGAACCAGGCCGAGCGCAUGAAGAGAGGCAGGGGCAUGUACCGGAGCAGGGCCAUGGCCCGCAGGCCGAUGGGCAGGAAGCAGGCCGGCAAGAAGAACCUCGUGGUUUGCUUCACCACCAAGGCCGCCAGCCUGCGCAACUUCCUCAUGUCCUACCUGUGACCGCAGAUCUGAAGAG
This is a messenger RNA of Empidonax traillii (willow flycatcher), 690 nucleotides long. RefSeq names its product high mobility group protein B1-like. The transcript has 3 exons. The coding region runs from base 186 to 674 and encodes 162 amino acids. The record is from RefSeq and is a predicted model, not a curated record. NCBI's taxonomy places the organism in Eukaryota, Metazoa, Chordata, Aves, Passeriformes, Tyrannidae.